Messenger RNA from Triticum dicoccoides, 1631 nucleotides. RefSeq names its product oxidation resistance protein 1-like. The record is from RefSeq and is a predicted model, not a curated record. Lineage: Eukaryota; Viridiplantae; Streptophyta; Magnoliopsida; Poales; Poaceae. Bases 227 to 1318 code for a protein of 363 amino acids. The transcript has 8 exons.
CCUAACGGCAAAAGAAAAGCGCAGCCGCACCCGCAGGCAGGUCCAAAUCAAGCCUCCUCGCCGCAACCACUCUCUCUCUCUCGCCGGCGUCUCCCCAUUCACCGCCCCCCCGGGUAGAGCACGAGUCCUCCGAGAAGAGCGCGAAUCCCCAACCCAGGCAGCUGCGGUGCGCCGCCCCCGCCUAAACUUAGCGGCCGCUCCAGGAAUAGGCGCGGGGCGCGCGGGGAUGGGGUACCUGCCGUCCUCCCUCGGCAGCAAGGCGGCGCACUUCGUGUCCGACCUCACCACCGUCAUCCUCAACCCCGUCUCCGAGCGCGAGCCCUCCCACCUCCCCGAGGCGGACGAAGAGCAAGAAAAAUCAGAAGACGACAAAGAUUCUGACCAUAAUUCUGAUAACCCUGAUGGCCCCGAUACAUCUUCGUUUAGAGCAUUCAUGAUCUCAUUUUUGUCGCCGUCUAGCUCUUUUAACGAUUCAAGGGAGAUAAUCCCCGAGCAGAGCGAAGAAAUGGGAUACCCAACUUUAACACCAGUUGGGAAGGCAACCAAGGGAAAGACAGGCUUGCUAAGCAGAGGGAAGCAUUCCAUUGGAAAAAUCAUUAAUAAAGCGGCUAGGAUGAGCGGUUUCAAACAAAACUCGGAACCUAAAACUGACAAAGAGGUGGCGAGUCAUGCUGAAUCAGCUGCACCUGCAUUGGAGCUCGAAGGACCAAAUGAAGUUAACUCCCUGACCAACAUGCCAGCUAUGUCAGAGCCAUCUGUCCUUUUGUCAGAAACAAUGCGAUCCACUCUUUAUUCCUCUCUUCCUAUUCUGGCCCAAGGAAGGAGCUGGGUUUUGCUAUACAGCACAUGGAGGCAUGGAAUAUCUUUGUCUACUUUAUAUAGAAGGAGUUUGCUGUGCCCUGGUUACUCACUCCUGGUAGUUGGGGACAGAAAGGGGGUGGUUUUUGGUGGUCUAGUUGAGGCUCCAUUACAGCCAACUAGCACAAAGAAGUAUCAGGGUACCAAUAACUGCUUUGUUUUCACUAAUUUACACAGCGAUCCUGCUAUAUACCGGCCAACAGGUGCCAAUAAGUAUUAUACUGUGUGCUCUGCUGACUAUUUGGCACUAGGAGGUGGAGGUCAUUUCGCACUUUAUCUAGACUCAGACCUUUUGAGUGGUUCAAGUUCAAAUUCGGAGACUUUUAACAACCAGUGUCUGUCACAUUCUCCAGACUUUGCAGUUAAAGACGUUGAGCUAUGGGGCUUCGCCUAUCCUUCAAGGUACGAAGAGAUGCUCAAGCUCUGCCGUACUGAGAAGCCAGGGGUAUGCCGAUUUUGAGUUUACCGAACCAAUGUGUGUUACAUCUGUACAGUUUUUAGUAGGCGGCGCUAGAACUUUAGUGUGCAGGACCAUGGUAGAAGUAUUUCGGAAGUGAGAACUUGUCUUGUCGAGCGAGUUUCCUAAGAUUUAUAAAUUCUGUAAUUUUCUUGUUAUGCCGGCGGAACAGGCUUACUGAUGGCUGUUCGAAUUACAGCGGCAAAUGUACUGCAUCAUUCUCAUGUCUUCACAAAAGUGAGGCUGAUUCAUGGGAAUACUUGUGGAACAAAAAAAAAUGAUUAGAAAAUGUAGGGAAGACAAUGUUUUUGAAAUA